Molecule: messenger RNA, 4690 nt
Organism: Hyalella azteca
Lineage: Eukaryota; Metazoa; Arthropoda; Malacostraca; Amphipoda; Hyalellidae
Gene: PAN2
Product: PAN2-PAN3 deadenylation complex catalytic subunit PAN2-like
Exons: 27
Coding region: 26-3763 (1245 amino acids)
Biological process (GO): nuclear-transcribed mRNA poly(A) tail shortening
Cellular component (GO): PAN complex; P-body
Molecular function (GO): nucleic acid binding; protein binding
Source: RefSeq, a predicted model, not a curated record
UGUUCAUGUACAUUCCAGUUGAAGCAUGGAUUUCUCUGCAGUUCCUUACAAUCUUCAUGAUGAAAUUCUUGGUUAUGGCGAGCAUAUAUACGGCAGUGAAGCAAUUGGUGACUCCUCACUGCUUCAUGGCAGUGAAACAAUUGGUGAUCCCUCACUGCUUCAUGGCAGUGAGAUUGACGAGGCUGAGUAUGGCACUCAGGGCUCAAGUGGAGAGUUCCAGGAAAGCUCUACAAUUUUAAUGGAUGGCGGGGAUCAGUAUUUUGUGAAUGCUGUUCAUUUUGAUACCAUGGAAGAACUUGCAUGGGCUGGCAAUGCCGCGGGCCACGUGACAUCUUACUACCAUGCAACCAAUCCCACCAAAUACACAUCAUUUCAGGUGCAUAUGAGUGAAGACAUCAGAGACAUGUUCAGCCAUGAUGCUGGUCUGCUAUGUCUGACUCCAACCACUCUAAGUCUGCGCUCACGUUACGGUCUGCCGCAAUACACUUACAGAAGUGAUAAGUUCGAGAACCUGCAGACGCUGUGCUACCGACACCACACCAACCGAGUGCUGCUGGGGGGGCACCAGCCUACCGUUGUCGAGUUUGAUCUUGAAACUCAACAGGAAACUAACGCAGUUAGUGCUCUCUAUGUCUCAAAUGAAACUAACUCAGUUAGUGCUCUCUGUCUCUUACCACCUUAUCUUCUACGCUUCGUCCCCGGCAUGUCGAGCUGCAUCGCUGCCGUCUCCAACACAGGAAUGUGGAAUAUGCUUGACAUUAUGCAGCCUGAGACAGCUCUUCUUCUGCUGCACACUCAUGCCAAGCAGAACUCGAUGGUGGUGGCAGCAGCGGUGACGUGCAUGGCGGUGUCGUCCUCGUCUCAGGCUGUGCUCUUCGGGGACACGGCGGGACAUGUGCACCUCUGGACGCAGGGCGCCAAGCCUACUUAUAACAACUUCUCUAGGGAGUCGCCAUAUCCCAGCGACGUAGAGCCAGCGCCCUCGAUCCCCAUGACGGAUCAGUUCACCCCCUUGGGGACCAUCCCCCUCGCCAUCCCCGACCAACCCCUUCUGAUGGGCCGAGAGAUUGAGGACCAGCUACUGAUGGUGUACGACAUGCGUAUGAUGAAAGUGUCAGUGCCACUGCGGUGUUCAGUACCACCUUAUCUUCUGCGCUUCGUCCCCGGCAUGUCGAGCUGCAUCGCUGCCGUCUCCAACACAGGAAUGUGGAAUAUGCUUGACAUUAUGCAGCCUGAGACAGCUCUUCUUCUGCUGCACACUCAUGCCAAGCAGGCUGUGCUCUUCGGGGACACGGCGGGACACGUGCACCUCUGGACGCAGGGCGCCAAGCCUACUUAUAACAACUUCUCUAGGGAGUCGCCAUACCCCAGCGAUGUAGAGCCAGCGCCCUCAAUCCCCAUGACAGAUCAGUUCACCCCCUUGGGGUCCAUCCCCCUCGCCAUCCCCGACCAACCCCUUCUGUCAGACUGGCCUCCACACCUCAUGGCUGUCAAGUACAGACCAACUCCUCCUGUCGACCCGAAGAUUCUGGCCAACAUGAACAUGCAAGGACCAGUCGGCUACCAUCCCAACACCCUGGGCCACAACCGCAACAUUGUCCCGUAUAAGUCGUACCGGGGACGCCAGAAGAAUGGUCUUGACAGCAGCAGCAGCGACAGCAGCGUGAGCUUCAAGGUGCCGCCGUAUUAUCGAAGAAUUGAAAUCAAGUAUGGAAAGCUCGGCAUCGAUGACUUCGACUUUGACUUCUACAACAGGACGAGCUUUUCGGGGCUUGACAUGUCCCUACCCAACUCUUACUGCAACGCCAUGCUGCAGAUUUUCUACUACCUGCCUCCUCUACGGGCCGGUCUCCUCUCCCACUUAUGCUCCCGAGAAUUCUGCCUGGCGUGCGAGCUCGGCUUCCUCUUCCACAUGCUGGACAUCAGCAUGAACCAAGGGCAGCCCUGCAAUGCUGCUAACUUCCUCCGUGCCUUCAGAACCAUCCCUGAGGCGUCGGCCAUGAGUCUAACGCUCUCUGACACCGACAUCAGAGCCAAAGUGAACCUGCCUUCCAAAAUAAUGGGCUGGAACUGUUUUGUCCUACAGCAACUCAGCAACGAGCUGCAGGCCGAGCUCAAGGAGAAGGCUGAAGCUGCUGGCACCUCGGACGAGAUGAACCUUGUGGAUGCAGUGUUCGGGUGUGGCGUGUCACGCGUGCAGCGCUGUAGCCGUUGCAGUCACACGCUCACCGCCCCCACCACGGCGCUGCUGCACAACCUGUCCCUGCAGGAGACCAUGCCUGAGCUGAAGCUGAGGCAUGGAGCGAUGGGAGCUGUGCCGUUCAGCGCGGUGGUGGAGGCUGGUGUGCGUCAGAGCAUCAGCAAGACUUCCUAUUGUGACGAGUGCAGGAAAUAUCUGCCCCACCAACAGCUGCGUUCUUAUCAGUCCCUCCCCAACACAUUGGUGCUCAAUACAGGCGUGGACAACCCGCAGGAUCUGUCGUACUGGCAGGAGCAGCAGAGGCUCGUGCUGAAGAAGUCCUGCGAGGCGCCCAAGGCGACCGCUGACGAGGACGCCAAAAGCGGCGCGGCAUCUGCCGCUGCUUCAGCGGUCCCGCCGGCCGGGAGCGUCAAGAUGUGCCGGUACCGCGGGAUGUGCGUGAGGCCGGACUGCAAAUUCUGGCAUCCCGGCCGCCCCAACGACCGCAGCGCCCCGCCCACUUAUGUGCCUGGUUCAGGUGACAUUCUAAGUCUGCUGGAGACGACCAUGGACCACGCGUGGGUGCCGCCGGGUCUCAGAGUUCUGCUCAAGGAAGAUGGUGACAUCUGCUUCAAAAACAUCGAACCUGACGAGGUAUUUGAAGCCAGCGUAGCAUGCAUGCAUUUUGUGCCCAGGCGUAGGAGACCAUUCAGGCGACCAGAUCCUAAGUACCGACUUGACUGCAGACGUAGGAGACCAUUCAGGCGACCAGAUCCUAAGUACCGACUUGUAUUACUGCAGGCGUGCUUGUGUAAACAAUGCUGGUAUCUCUUCAAUGACAUCAGCAUCGUGCCCAUCACAACACAAGAGGCGCUAUGGUUCCCUGUGUGGAAGCAGCCUUGUGUUCUGUAUUGGAUGAAGCGCACGUUACCCUCAAGUUUAGCCUCCCUCACACCGUCGUGUCCCAUCACAAGAGCUGCCUUCCUCAGCGACAAGGGCACGCCUGUCAAGAGGCUCACCUUCGUCCCUCUUGCCGAAGACGAACUUCCUGUCAGUGGUGCGUCUCAUUCAGGACAAGGACCUCUGGAAGGCACGCCGUUCCUCGAUGACUACAUCAGCACCCAGGAGCAGGUGGUUGACUACCUCACGCAGUUCUCAGGAAUCCAGCCCGGUGACUUGGACGCGAUGUACUCAGAGAAACACUUGACGCAACUCAAGAGCACCUACGUUAAGCUACGAUACUUGGUCUCGCAGGGCGUCAAGUUUGUUGGUCACGGACUUAAGAAUGACUUCAGAGUGAUCAAUAUGGUGGUCCCGCCUCAGCAGCUGCUCGACACUGUGCAUCUCUUCCACAUGCCCCACAACAGGAUGUUGUCUCUCAAGUUCCUCGCCUGGCAUUUCCUAAAGCUGAAAAUCCAGAGCGUGACGCACGACAGCAUCGAGGACGCGCGCACGGCUUUGGCGCUCUAUAAGAAGUACUGCGAACUUCAGGCCCGCGGCGUCUUCAGAGAAGAGCUGGAGACGCUCUACCAGGCAGGCAAGAAGGCGCAAUGGAAGGUCCCGGGAGAGGAGGAUGAGGAAUAGUAACUCUAGAGGUCCUCCUCGUUCAGGUGUUAUUGAUAAGCUGCAAUUCCACAACGCAAUCAUGGUUUAGGUGCGAGUUUAUCCUUUGGUCCCCGAAUGUUCAUGUUGAACAGUCGAACGAAAACAAAUAUUUUGCAUCCAAACGCCACGAGACGGCAGUUCGGCCGUGAGUUUUAUGCCACAGAACAAGAUAAAUAAUUCAUCAACCAGACGAUAUGGAGACGUAAUACUCCACUAAAGAGUCGUGAGCAGUCAUUUGCUGGGCUAAAUUAUUUCGCAGCUCCCAUUCUAUUUAUAUAGACUACGGACUAAAUUUCGUCACUAAACCAAACGUUUUUGGCUUCGUAUGUCUUGCAGGACAAAUUUAAUGUUAUUUUUAUUCAAUGCAGAGCUAAUGAUAAAACAAUAAUUGAAGGAUUUCGUUGUGCCAAUCAAGAUUUUGUAAGCCUAUCAAUGUACGCGCUUUCCAUGUUGGGUAUGCGGAUUCCCGUACGUCCACGAAGUCAGCCGAAUACGGACUUGAACUUCUUAAAAAAAAAUUGUUGCUAUAAUCUCUUGGCUACCGUGCAAAAUAUGAUCGCAACUUUCUCCGGCGGCAGAAAGACUAAUCCCAUCAUGAUGACUCUCGUUCUUUCUUCCAUUUAACUUAGUUUCCAAAUUUUAUUGAAUAUUUUAAAAGCCAAGGAAACGUCAUGUAAGCGCCUUCAUCAGUUCAAAGAUUUGAGGUAGCUGCGCUCGAAACGGAGAUAUGAAUUUAAUUGACGUUUUCUUUGCUUUUAAAUUCAGGGCGAACGUCCGAUUUAUGCAGACUAUGAUAAUAAAUUGUUGUCUCGCGUAUUCUACAGCCAGAUUUUAUAUGGCUCGUGUACCUGACGGAUAUUUCUUAGUCGAUUAUUUCGUUUAAUUUUCGUGCUUUUUUUUAAAGGC